GAGAGAGAGGGAGGGUGAUGGAGGCAACAGCGAUGGGGUCAGCGACGUGUCAUCCAACAUGGCGGCAGCGUCGUACGACCAGCUGCUGAGACAAGUGGAGGUGCUUAAGAUGGAGAACUCUAACCUGAGACAGGAGCUGCAGGACAACUCCAACCACCUGACCAAACUGGAGACUGAGGCCUCCAACAUGAAGGAAGUGCUGAAGCAGCUGCAGGGCACCAUAGAAGAAGAAUCCGGAGAGGCGUCUGGAACUCAGCUGGAGCUCAUCGAACGACUCAAAGAGAUGAGCCUGGACUCAGCAGGUUUUAUGCCCAGGUCGAGGCCUUCUCUGCCCCCCUCGUCAUCCUCUAGCUCAGCCACUUCUGGUUUUGGAACUCUUGCUCCUGGAGGUUCUGGAACUCCAGGUCCCCCUACAACCACUGCCUUCCCCAGGAAAGGCCUGCCAUCUGCUGGCAGAGACGGCCAUGACCGCUGCCUGGAGGAGCUGGAGAAGGAGAGGUCUCUCCUAUUGGCUGAGCUGGAGAAGGAGGAGAAGGAGAAGGACUGGUACUAUGCUCAGCUGCAGAAUCUCACCAAGAGGAUCGACAGCCUUCCACUCACUGAAAAUGUAAACACUGUUUCACAGUUUCAAUUAGAGUUCACUCUUCAGACCGACAUGAGCCGCCGGCAGCUGGAGUUUGAGGCUCGUCAGAUCCGGUCAGCGAUGGAGGAGCAACUGGGUUCUUGUCAGGAGAUGGAGAGGAGAGCUCAGGCUCGUGUGUCUCGUAUUCAGCAGAUAGAGAAAGACAUCAUGAGACUGGGAGCUCGACUGCAGGUGGAGGGAGCUCAGGGGUUGAGCGACAGCAGUGGAUUGGCUGGAGCUCAGAUCUCCAGCAGCCGACUGGACCAUGAGCCGGCCAAUGAGAUGAGCUACUCUGUGCCUCGAAAAAUCACCAGCCACCUGGGAACAAAGGUGGAGAUGGUCUACAGUCUUCUGUCCAUGCUGGGGACUCAUGACAAGGACGACAUGUCACGCACACUGCUUGCCAUGUCGAGCUCGCAGGACUCGUGCAUUGCCAUGCGUCAGUCUGGCUGUCUGCCGCUGCUCAUUCAGCUGCUGCACGGCAACGACAAGGACUCCCUGUUGCUAGGUAACUCCCGUGGCAGUAAGGAGGCCCGUGCGCGGGCAUCAGCUGCGCUGCACAACAUUGUCCACAGUCAGCCAGACGAUAAGAGAGGACGACGUGAGAUCAGAGUGCUCCACCUGUUGGAGCAGGUGCGUCAUUACUGUGAGGCCUGUUGGACCUGGCAGGAGAACCAUGAGAGGGGCGUCGACCAGGAGGACAACCCCAUGCCAUCUCCAGUUGAGCACCAGAUCUGUCCGGCCGUAUGCGUCCUCAUGAAACUUUCCUUUGAUGAAGAACAUCGACACGCCAUGAACGAACUCGGUGGUCUGCAGGCAGUGGCAGAGCUGCUGCAGGUGGACUGUGAGAUGUUCGGUCUGAGCAGUGAUCAUUACAGCAUCACUCUGCGACGAUAUGCUGGCAUGGCACUUACCAACCUCACCUUUGGAGACGUGGCCAAUAAGGCCACACUGUGCUCCAUGAAGGGCUGCAUGAGAGCGAUGGUCGCUCAGUUGAAGUCUGAGAGUGAAGACCUGCAGCAGGUGAUAGCAAGUGUCUUGAGAAACUUGUCCUGGCGUGCUGAUGUCAACAGUAAGAAAACACUGCGUGAGGUCGGCAGUGUGCGAGCACUGAUGGGCUGCGCUCUCGAGGUCCAGAAGGAGUCGACCCUGAAGUCUGUACUGAGUGCACUCUGGAACCUGUCGGCUCACUGUACAGAGAACAAAGCUGAUAUCUGUGCAGUGGAUGGUGCUCUGGCAUUUCUGGUGGGAACACUGACUCAUCGUGCCAUCAUCGAGAGUGGCGGUGGCAUUCUGCGCAACGUGUCCAGCCUCAUCGCCACCAAUGAGGUGCACAGGCAGAUCCUGCGUGAGCACAGCUGCCUGCCAACCCUGCUGCAGCACCUCAAGUCUCACAGUCUGACUAUCGUAUCCAAUGCCUGUGGAACGCUCUGGAACCUGUCAGCUCGAGAUGCCAAAGACCAGGAGGCGUUAUGGGAGCUGGGCGCUGUGGGCAUGCUGCGAAACCUCAUCCACUCCCGCCACAAGAUGAUUGCCAUGGGCAGUGCUGCUGCCCUGCGCAACCUAAUGGCCAACCGCCCAGCACGCUACAAGGAUGCCAGUGUCUUGUCGCCAGGUGCUGGUGCUCCAUCACUGCAUGCACGCAAACAGAAGGCGUUAUUUGAGGAACUGGAUGCACAGCAGCUAUCAGAGACUUUUGAUAACAUCGACAACCUAAGCCCCAAGGCGGCACACAGGAAGGGGCGGGGCUGUAGUGGUGCUGGAGGAGGAGGGAGCAUGACACGCUCAUACACUAACACACCAGUAUUGUCAAGCCCAAAGAAUGGAGACGGAUCGAAGAAAAUGAGUGAGGAAACGGCAUAUGCUCGGCCAGUGUUCGCACCCAGCGUUCGAGCAUCGAGCGAUAGCCUAAACAGUGUGACAAGUGCCGAUGGCUAUGGCAACCGCGGCAAAAACAAACCAUCAUCAGAGCCGUUCUACUCAUCUGACGAGAGCGGCGCCAACAAGUGUUGCGUCUACAGGAAGUACCCGGCCGACCUAGCCCAUAAAAUUCGUAGUGCCAACCACAUGGCAGAUGAUGAUGGUGCAGAGUUAGAUACUCCUAUCAACUACAGUCUGAAAUACUCGGAUGAACUAAAUUCAGGGAGACAAAGUCCAAGUCACCGCGACGGCAUUGAGAGUGAAGAUGAUGAUGAACAGAGCAUCACGCUGAUGAGGAGGAACGAUGGUAAUAAAUCAGCAACAAGCAGCAACUGCCAGACAUCUGUUCCACAACCUCGCUAUGUCAUUGUCACAGCGGCAUCAAACUAUGGCGGUGACUCAACAGGUGAGGAGCCAAUUGACUACAGUUUGAAAUAUAGCACUGACACCACUCGCAAGCCACUGUUUCAGCCAGAAGAUACCGCUGCCCCCUCCCUCCCCACUAUCCCAACUGCUUCUACCAGCAAGCUCCGCCCCCCUCCUCCCCCAGUCAGUCGGGCAGUGCCAAAAAGCAACCAGGAGUCAACACAGACGUACUGCGUGGAGGACACACCCAUUUGCUUCUCCAGAGGCAGCUCGCUGUCGUCGCUGUCAUCAGAGGAGGAGGAGGACACUGAUGUCAUUAGGAGGAAGAGGAGAGCUGGGAGCACUGUCAGCUGUGGUGGCACCAACGACUAUCCGACACUUCCUGUUAGUGAGAAAGAUCCACAUGAGCAGAGGCAGCAGAAGGAGGCAGAAAGCCAGACUGCCAGUGCCACUCCUUCUGCACGGGGACGGCGAGGCCAUCAUCACCACCAUGGCCACACCCACCACCACCAUCACCACCACCAUGUGACAUCAUCCUCAGGCACCAGGACUCCUAAAAGCCCACCAGAGCAGCCAUAUGCUCAGGAGACACCACUGAUGUUCAGCCGCUGCACAUCGGUGAGCUCCCUUGACAGCUUCUCCACCAGUUCCAUUGCCAGCUCUGUUCACUCCAGUGAGCCGUGUAGUGGCGUGCCAAGUGGCGUGGUCAGCCCUAGUGACCUUCCUGACAGCCCAGGGCAGACCAUGCCGCCAAGCCGUGCCAAAACACCCCCACUGCCAUCAACACAGAAAACAAAGGUGGAUGAUAAAGCCAAGAAGGAUGAGGGGGAGAGCAGCACUGAUGUCAUGCUGCACUUCGCCACCGAGAGCACACCACAUGGCUUCUCUCGAGCCUCCAGUCUGAGUGCGCUCAGUCUGGAUGAGCCAUACAUUGCAGCAGAGAUUAAUAAGAAAAAAGAGGAGGAAGAGAAUGAGGAGAAAAAGGAGGAGGAGUCAACAAAGCCAAUCCUCGAUGAAUCAGAUGACGACAAUGACAUCCAGAUCCUGGAGGAUUGCAUCAACAUGGCCAUGCCGAAGUCAUCACGGAAACCAAAAAAACAGCAACAAGCAGCACCACGGAAGCCCAGCCAACUUCCUGUCUACAAGUUUCUCCCACCUCAAAGCCGUCCCCAAUCACAGCAGAGGAAAGAUGUGCCACCUCCUCCAGAGGAGGUGCCAAGAGUUUACUGUGUGGAGGGAACACCACUCAACUUCUCUACUGCCACCUCACUUAGUGACCUCACUAUCGACACUCCACCCAGUGAGGAGACAGCAGCAUCCGUCACAGCUGUAGGCCCACCCACAUCCACCCAAAGAAGGCUGGUCGGACUUCCUGAGGGGGAGAACGGUGAUGACAUACUUGCUGAGUGCAUUAGCGCUGCAAUGCCCAAAGCCAAACCCAGAAAACCAAUCAGAGCAGCAGCCACCUGUGAGCAACGCCACGCUCCAUCCCUUACCCCCCCUCCUCCUCCAGACCCACCUCCUCUUUGCCAACAGCAGCAGCAGAAGCCAACAUCACCCGUGAAGCCAAUGCCCCAGCGCGUGUCAUAUGGCAUCCCAACAGCUACAGCCACCAAAGCAAAAUCAGGGUUUGCCUUCGACUCACCGCGACAUUACACGCCCAUUGAGGGAACGCCAUGCUGCUUCUCACGCAAUGACUCGCUGAGCUCUCUUGACUUUGACGAAGAUGACGGUGGUGAGAAAGAUGAAGAGGAUAAGAGAACAAAAGAAGAAGAAGGCAGAAAGAGGAAGCAGCAGACGGCAUCCGUUUUACCUCGAACCAAACCUGCAAACAGUCAGACAGCAGCAGAUGAGAAGCAGAAGUUUGCCAUUGAGGACACACCUGUUUGCUUUUCAAGAAAUUCAUCACUGAGCUCGCUGAGCGACAUUGACCAGGAGAACAACAACAAGGAUUUUGCUCCACCACUGCGAAAGAAUCAAGAUGGUGGCAAAGCAGAGACAUCUACUCCUCCUGCACAGGUGGUGUUGAAGUCCCGUCCCCCCACAGCCAGUGGCUAUGCCCCUAAAGCCUUCCAUGUGGAGGACACACCCGUCUGCUUCUCAAGGAACUCGUCGCUCAGCUCACUGAGUAUUGAUUCUGAGGAUGACCUGCUGCAGGAGUGCAUUAGCUCAGCCAUGCCAAAGAAGAAGAAGAAAGCUGCCACCGUCUCCACUGCUGUUGUCACAUCACUUCUUGCUCCAAAAGCUGAUGAUUGUAUUAUGGCUGAAGAGGAACCUUCAGAGGCGCCAAGAAGCCCUGCUUCACCUGACUCUGAGUCAUUUGAUUGGAAGGCUAUUCAAGAAGGCGCCAACUCCAUUGUCAGCAGCCUGAAUGCUGCUGCUGCUGCCUCAUCACUGUCUCGCCAACCAUCAUCAGACUCUGACUCAGUCCUCUCCUUAAAGUCUGUUGGUUCACCGUUCCGUCUCCCAAAAGCCACUAAUAAUGCAGAAGAAGAAAAGGAGGAAGAGGAGGUGAAACGAGGAGCCAGAAUCCUGAAGGCAGGAGAAUGCAGCAUGCUGGAGGCCAAGAAGAAGGAGGACGAUGAGGAAGAGGCGAAGGCAGUGAGAGGAGGGAAGAAGGUGUACAGGAGUCUGAUCACAGGUAAGCCGAGGGCAGAGCCAGCAGCCAGGGGGCGGAGCAAACCCAGAGCAGCAAGCGUGGCCAAAGCACCGGGAAGCAGCGAUGACAGAGGAGGCGGGUCCUCUCGGGACUCCACUCCAUCUCGUUCUUCCACAGCAGCCAAUCAGAAGGGAGGGAAGCUGUCACAGCUGCCCCGAACUGCAUCUCCAGGAAGUGCAUCAUCAUCUUACAGACCACCCAAACAGAGCAUGGUAGCAAAGAGUGGAAGCGGCGGCAUCCCCAGGGGUGAGCCAGUAUCAAGGGUUAGCGGCUCCAUGGUAGCUAAAAAGCAGAAGAUGGAGCCUGAGAAACCGGUGCUUGUCCGACAGUCGACCUUUAUCAAAGAAGCUCCAAGUCCAACGCUGAAGAGGAAGGUGGAGGAGUCUGCUGCAGCAGCAGCUUUAGAAUCACCGUCCAGCCCCGAUACACCACUACCAUCAACAACCAGGAGGCAUGAUAUUAACCGCUCACACUCUGAGAGCCCUUCACGUCCACAGGAAGUAACACCAUCACGGUUCAGCCGCACUGGCACCUGGAAGCGGGAAAACAGUGGCAGUGGAGGAGCCAGUGGUGGGAAACACUCCACAUCGUUACCACGUGUGGGGACAUGGAAACGGACAGGGAGCUCAUCAUCAGUGCUGUCGGCGUCAUCGGAGUCCAGUGAAAAGGGGCGGAGUGAGGAGGAAGGCGCCAUGAGGCCGAAGGGGACAUGGAGUAAGGCAAAGAGUGGCAGCGACUCAUCAGCUGUCCACAACUUGACUGACAAAUCAGAAGAUGUGUGGGUGCGACUGGAAGAUUGUCCAGUCAACAAUCCACGUUCCUCCUCUUCCUGUUCAGUCCGCUCUCCUACUGCUGCCAAUGCCCCGCCCAUCAUCGACAGCCCCACCCCCUCCAGAAUAUCCUCCUCCUCUAACCUCAACCUGCGUCACAGCUAUGAGAGCCUCGAGGAAAAGCCGCCGCCACCUGAACGCCAGCAGCAGCAACGCAGUCAGCAGCGCAGUGGUGCCGUGGCAGCUCGUGUAAGCCCCUUCAACUAUACACCAAGCCCAAGGAAGAGCAAUGGUGAUGUCACCACAACUGCCACAGCAACCACCACAGCUUCAUCAAUGACCCCCACACGACCCUCUCUCAUCCCCACCCCCGUCACCAAAAAACGGGAGCCUAAGGGCGGAGAAGGCAGCAGCGGCAGUGGGGGCGGUGGCAGCGGUGAGCGUGGUUCAUACAUCGUGACGUCAGUGUGAAAGAAAAAAAGGAGAAGCUGGACAUAAAAUGGCUGCUGCAGUUGGGACAGUAGACAAAAUGGAGGGAGUGUAAAUAUGGUGGGAAAUGUCAGAAUCAGAAUCAUGUCAAAGUGUUUGUGAAUUGAACUGUACAGGAAGUGAUUAUGUAUUGAAGUUCUAACCCCGCCCCCUAACAUCAACUUCUCUCCUAUCAUUGGCUGCCCUUACCUGUCAGUCAAGGGUGAACCCUAACCCAAGUCAAGGUCCUUUAUUUUAUGAGAGAAAACUUUAAAAAUGAACUCUUAAUGUUUUUACCACUGAAAUGAUGUGUAGCGCUUAGCUCCGCCCCUCCACGCCUGUAUCCCUGCAUGGCCCCACCCCCCUAAGCUGAAGGAUGGCAGUUACCAUAAUGAUGAUGAAGAUAAUGAUCUUAACAGUGUUUCUGCUAGCUGACGCAUCUGAGCUGAUUGUGCUGUUUUUGGAGGUUUUCAUGUUUUCUGAAUCGAGUCAAGUUCUGGGAAAAAUUUUUUGUCUUUUACAAGAGGAAACAGUUUGAGUUUAGAAAAAUUAGCCUUUUAAAACUAUCCCAAAUUAAUUAAAAAAUUUGGCAAUUUUUUUGCAGCCAGAGUUGAACAUAGAAUCCACGAUGUCCAUACAGUGGGGCCAAUAAGUAUUUGAUACACCGCCGAUUUUUCAAGUUUU
Monopterus albus (swamp eel) is the source of this 7489-nucleotide messenger RNA. It is a transcript of the gene apc, whose product is annotated as APC regulator of WNT signaling pathway. Gene Ontology annotation, molecular function: gamma-catenin binding; microtubule binding; beta-catenin binding. NCBI's taxonomy places the organism in Eukaryota, Metazoa, Chordata, Actinopteri, Synbranchiformes, Synbranchidae. Gene Ontology annotation, cellular component: catenin complex; beta-catenin destruction complex; cytoplasmic microtubule. Gene Ontology annotation, biological process: negative regulation of canonical Wnt signaling pathway; pattern specification process; cell migration. The record is from RefSeq and is a predicted model, not a curated record.